AUGGACUUAUCUCAUCGAAGUUUUCAGUUGCGUUUGCACGCUUUCCAACUGAUACCUCAAGUUCAAAAUGAUAACUGUGAUAUCGCAAGAUUGCUUGGCAGUCUGUGUUACGGAAUAUGUGGACAGUUAUUUCGUGUAUGGGAAGAAGAUGCCUUCGUGUCGAUUGAUUCAUUAGUGAUCAUUGCCAACUGGACAUUUAAGUUGAAUGCAUUUCUCGGAUAUACUGAAAUAAAACUUCUAGAGAUCAUUAUUUGUCUGAUUCAAUCGAAAAAACUAACAAAGAAUGAGCAAUGUGCUCUCAUAAAUUCUAUACGACGUAUAGGCACAGAAGGCAAACAACACUUUCUCACUUACUUUAUUCAACGUGUAGCUCUCAAUACUUCGGUCCAACAAUCUGGUCAAUUCAGUUUUACGACAUUUUCUGCCAUUCGUUUAUUGAUUCAAUGCGGAGCAGAUGUUAAUGCCCUUUCUAAUCAUUGGAGAAGAAUAAAUCGACCACUACAUAUCAUUGCCAAAUGUUCAAAUAUUCUUGAAGCAAAGCCUGUCAUCGAAUUACUUCUUGCCUGUGGCGCACAUCCUGAUGCUGUUGACCAUCGGGGUGUGCAGCCGAAGGAUGAAGCAGAAGUACGCGACGUGAAAGAAUUACUUUCAACUAGUCGACAUCUUUCUCUCAAAUGUCGAUGUGCUCAACUAAUUGUUUCACAAGAGAUCAAUUAUAAACAUUAUUUCUAUCCAAAACUCGUUGAAUUCAUUGAAUUACAUCGAAAAUCAGACUCACCUUGGACACGAGAUGAUUUAUGGUAG
This is a messenger RNA of Adineta ricciae, 804 nucleotides long. NCBI's taxonomy places the organism in Eukaryota, Metazoa, Rotifera, Eurotatoria, Adinetida, Adinetidae. The record is from the annotation of a GenBank genome assembly.